GUAUUAAAAAAAUAUUAAAACUAUAAUCCAGAGAUGUUAGGCAUUUAAACCUUGAAAUUCUAUACAUAUAAUCUAUCAUUCCUUUGAGGAUUUAAAGAGUUGCAGUUAGUAUAAAAUCAGGUAGAUUCUAAGGAGCAACAAUCAGUAUUGGAAAACAUUAGCAAGAUGCCUCUCCCACUGAUUGUAAUACUGAAUCUAAUCGUUUGCACAUGUCAAGUGUUAAGUCAAAGCAAUACUUAUGAUUACUCUGACCAACGCCCAUGGUCACUUGUUUAUGCAUUAUAUCCAUUCUAUAAUACUGAAACGUUACUUCAAGUAUGGAGAGGUGAUAACGCAGUUGAUAUUUCCGCAAAUGUAAUAACAGUAACGCCGCAAGAACAAGAGCAGAGAGAUUUAUAUUCCGAGGACGUCCAACGUAAUAACACAGGCUUGAAGUCCCAAAAUAAUUUCUCUUACUUUUCAAACGACUCAAGAAAUAUAAAUAAAGAACAAUUAUCAACGAACCGACAACGGCUUUCGAAUUAUAGGAGCAAACGUAAAGAUAUUAGCUCUCAAAAUGAAUAACGUCCUGUGGCUUUCGAUCGGACCGAACGAUAAAGGAACGAUUCACGCAAAAUAAUUUCUUUUUUGUUUUAAACCGUAGUGUCGCUAUAUUUCGCAUUACAUUGUGAAAGUUAUAUGCAUGCUAUAUGCUUGUAGAAGAUUGUCAAAAGUAUAUAAGUAUUAAAGUAAUAUUUUACUCA
Molecule: messenger RNA, 743 nt
Organism: Ceratina calcarata
Lineage: Eukaryota; Metazoa; Arthropoda; Insecta; Hymenoptera; Apidae
Exons: 3
Coding region: 166-564 (132 amino acids)
Source: RefSeq, a predicted model, not a curated record